UCCAACUAGCCUACAUUUUACAACUAUGCUACAUUGUCACCCUUUCAUUUGAAUACGAUUGUGAUGGAAAUAGGCUAACGUUUCCUAUGUAACGCCUUUACGCAUUCUAAUCUGGUAAACAAAUGAAAGGGUUAAAGUGUCGCUUUCGUCCAUGUUCAUCUCGCCCCCACCUUAUUGGCUAAGGGCGGAGUCUAUGGAUACGCGCCGAGCCGAGCUCAAACUUCGGGAGCGACAACAGGAAUAGAAUGGAGGAAAAUCGUUGUCGGAAUUGACGAUUUUUCCCUUUGGGAAGCUUACCAAGAAAGAACGGAUUGCACAACUGUAAAGACUGCAUGCAUAACACAAACUCGGCAUGUACUUUUUAGAAUGGCAACUCUAACGGAGUUUCUUCGAACCGCAACAUGGUAGCUCUUUAGCCUUUUUUAAUCACUUGGAUUACUUUCAAAACCAGAGUUUUUGGGCGAUAAAGUUUGUUAUUUCCACGACGCACUUUUGCACAUGUUUGCUCUUCAUUGUGUUAUGCUAAAAUGAGUUUAUAAUAGGCUACUUUGCCGGAGCGGAUGGACACCAAGAUGGGUUCAGCGUUCUCCAGAGAGCGACAGGGCAGAGAGAAUGCCUGAUGUGAUUUAUCCUGUUGGAUGAGGAUCCUACCACGUUGUCGCUUUUGCUGGACAUAAAUCCGAAUUUCUUGGAAUAAUUUAAACGGGCAAAAAUGUGGAGUCUCAUGUUUCGCUCUACUGUUUCCUGGAUGGUGUUAGAAGUAUUUAUAUGCAGUGUUAAAGGUCUUAAUGUUUGCACAAGUGGCAGUGCCACAUCCUGCGAAGAAUGCCUCCUCAUUCACCCGAGCUGCGCCUGGUGCGCUCAAGAGGACUUUGGAAUGACACGAACUUUGACCUCACGCUGUGACCUGAGCCAGAACCUGCAGAAGCGUGGCUGUGAUGUGAGGUUCAUCGAAAGCCCGAGCAGCACAGCAAGCAUCGAGAUGAGCAGACAACUGAGCUCCAAGAGCUCUGGUCAGACUCAGUUUGAUGUUGUGCAGAUACAGCCUCAAAGGAUCUCUCUGAACCUCCGGCCCGGUGACCCGACUUCAUUCCAGGUCCAGGUGCGGCCGGUGGAGGACUACCCCGUGGAUCUGUACUACCUGAUGGACCUCUCGCUGUCCAUGAAGGACGACCUGGACACCAUCCUCAACCUGGGCACCAAGCUGGCAGAGGAGAUGCGCAAACUCACCAGCAACUUCCGGCUCGGUUUUGGGUCAUUCGUGGACAAGAACCUUUCUCCGUUCUCCUACACGGCGCCCAAGUAUCGGGAAAACCCUUGCCAAGGAUACAAACUGUUCCCGUCGUGUGUGCCCUCCUUUGGGUUCCGCCACAUCCUCUCGCUGACGGACAAGGUGGAUCGCUUCAACGAGGAGGUGCAGAAGCAGAUGGUGUCCCGCAACAGGGAUGCCCCAGAGGGCGGCUUCGACGCCAUCCUGCAGGCCGCCGUUUGCAAGAAGCAGAUCGGUUGGAGGAAGGAGGCCUAUCACCUGCUCGUGUUUGCCACAGACGACGUGCCCCAUCUUGCCCUCGAUGGCAAACUAGGGGGCUUGGUUCAGCCGCACGAUGGGAUGUGCCACCUGGACGACAACAAUGAAUACGACGCCUCCACAAAGAUGGAUUACCCAUCCCUGGCCCUCCUUGGUGAGAAACUGGCUGAAAACAACAUCUUCCUGAUCUUCGCCGUGACAAAAAAGCACGCCGUUUUGUACAAGAACUUGACUGCGCUGAUUCCCGGAACCACGGUGGAGAUUUUGGAGACCGACUCCAAGAACAUCAUCCAGCUGAUCGUCACCGCCUACAACAACAUCCGGUCCAAGGUGGAGCUGAGCGUGUGGGAGCACCCCGAGGACCUGAGCCUGGGCUUCUCCGCCACCUGCCAGGACGGACAGGCCCUCCCCGGCCUCCGCAAGUGUGGCGACCUGAAGAUCGGCGAGACGGUCUCCUUCAACGUGAGCGUGGAGGCGCGGAGCUGCCCUCCGCGCGGCACGCGGCACAGCUUCACCCUCAAGCCCGUGGGCUUCAAGGACCGCCUGGAGGUGUCGGUGGACUACCGCUGCGACUGCGGCUGCACGCACCUGACGCAGGCCAACAGCAGCAGCUGCAGCUCCAUCGGCACCUACGCCUGCGGCAUGUGCCGCUGCGAGCCGGGCUACCUGGGCGCGCGCUGCGAGUGCCAGGAGGGCGAGUCGGGCGCCGGCGGGCAGGUGGGCGCGUGCCGCGAGGCGGAGGGCAAGCAGGUGUGCAGCGGGCGCGGCGAGUGCAGCUGCAGCCAGUGCCUGUGCUACGAGUCGGAGUUCGGCAAGAUCUACGGGCGCUUCUGCGAGUGCGACGACUUCUCCUGCGCGCGCCACAAGGGCAUCCUCUGCUCAGGUCAUGGCGAAUGCCACUGCGGCGAGUGCAAGUGCCACGCCGGCUACGUGGGCGACAACUGCAACUGCUCCACGGAGACGGCGCCCUGCGUGUCGGACGACGGGCAGAUCUGCAGCGGCCGGGGCAGCUGCGUGUGCGGGCGCUGCCAGUGCACCGAGCCGGGGGCGUUCGGGGACACCUGCGAGAAGUGCCCCACCUGCCCCGACGCCUGCGGCACAAAGAGGGAGUGUAUUGAGUGCCGGAUCUUUGGCUCUGGGAGACUUGCUGACAACCAGACAUGCCAACGGCAGUGCAAAGAUGAGAUCAUCACCGUGGAAACACUAAAGACGGACGACCCGAAUGCCGUGCUGUGCCUGUUCAAAACCGAGAACGACUGCGUGAUGAAGUUCACCUACUCGGAGCACGCCAACGGCCAAUCCGUGCUCACGGCGCUGCAGGAGCCAGAGUGCGGCGCUGCCCCGGAUGCCAUGACCGUGCUGCUGGCCGUGGUGGGCAGCAUUCUGCUGGUGGGCAUCGUGCUGCUGGCCAUCUGGAAGAUGGUGAUCACCGUCCACGACCGCCGCGAGUUCGCCCGCUUCCAGAACGCCCGCUCCAGGGCUCGCUAUGAGAUGGCAUCCAACCCUCUGUACAAACAGCCCAUUUCUACGCAUGCAGUGGAGACGGUCUUCCAGAUGCAGAGCAAGCCCUUCAACGGAGACAUCCACUGAUGGGGGUGACAAGGGGCACGGCAGGACCGGUCCAAAAAGAGGGGAACUUUUUUUAGGGACUGGAGGAACACUUGAGCAGAACCAUCCUCAACCAUGAGUUUCUGACUGAUCGCUGAGACACCUGUUUUCUUUUU
Messenger RNA from Sardina pilchardus (European sardine), 3252 nucleotides. RefSeq names its product integrin, beta 5 (gene itgb5). The coding region runs from base 713 to 3118 and encodes 801 amino acids. Gene Ontology annotation, molecular function: integrin binding. The transcript has 15 exons. NCBI's taxonomy places the organism in Eukaryota, Metazoa, Chordata, Actinopteri, Clupeiformes, Clupeidae. Gene Ontology annotation, biological process: cell adhesion mediated by integrin; integrin-mediated signaling pathway; cell migration. Gene Ontology annotation, cellular component: integrin complex; cell surface; focal adhesion. The record is from RefSeq and is a predicted model, not a curated record.